AUGGAGAAGCGGCUCCGCUCCUCUCUCCAAUCCUCCGCCGAAGAGUUUCUCAGCUCCGCCACCAAGCUCUCCCUCAAAUCCUCAAAGCCCUCUCUCAAAUCCCUAAUCCACAAAAUCAAACCCUCCUCCGACCUCUCCUCCUCUCUCCCCACCUCCCUGUCCCUCUCCAUUUCCGAUGCCAUCCGCUCCUUCCACACUCUCCUCCAACCCAACCCUAGAUCCCCUCGCUCUCCCCCCACCAAGCGCCCCCGCAGGUCCCGCCGCAGCUCCACGACCCGAACCAGACCCGAACCAGACCCGAAUCCCGAAGAGGAGAAGCAUCAGAUUCUCGUGAAGCUUCAGAUUCUCGCCUGUAUCGCGCAGCUAUGCGCUGCACAUCCGGCGAAGGCUUUCUCGCCGGAGGAUUUGUUGCCGGGAGUUCAAGCGCUUCACGACAAUCUGAUUGUUCUGGAGUCGGAUUCGACGCUGGUUUCGUUGAUUGCGAAUCUGUGCGAGCAUUGGUGGAAGGAGGAGUGUCCCGGCCGUGAAUCGCUGAUAUCUCAGUCGCUUCCGUUCUUGGUUUCGAGGUCUCUGACGCUUAACAAGAAGGCCGACGUCCUCAGAGCCUACGCCCUCCGCGAGGCCUUCACCUGCUUCGAUUUCGAAGACGAGAGCAUUGAGGACUUGAAGCUGUUGCUGAUUCGGUGUGUGAUUUCGCCUCUGUUUCUGAAGACAGAGGAGGGGAGGAAGUUUCUGGCGUUUCUGUUCGGGCUGAGUUCGCAGCUUUUGAAGGAGGUUUUGGCUGUGAUCAAGUCUCAGAUUCCGUUUGGGAGGAAGUCGAUGCUGGAGGCUUAUGGCGAUGUUGUGUUUCGGGGUUGGAAAGUGGCCGAAGAGGAGUUGAGGAGUGAGAUUGAGAAUGGAUUCUUGCAGGUUUUGAUUGAGGGAGCUGUACAUGCUAGCUCUGGUUCAUUUGCUGCUUCCAUUAGAAGGGUUUUGGGAGGGUUUAUAAACCAGAGGACCACUGCUGGUGUCGAAAAGCUUCUUUUCCGGCUCUCUGAGCCUGUCAUAUUUCGCUCUUUGCAGGUUGCGAAUUCUAAUGUUCGUCAAAAUGCGCUGCAUUUACUUUUGGACUUGUUCCCUCUUGAAGAUCCUGAUUCGACUAAAGAGGUCAAAGAUUCAUUGCUUGAGAAGCAGUUCUUUUUAUUGGGGAAAUUACUUGUAGAUGAUUGUCCUGAGGUUAGAGUGGUUGCGGUGGAAGGUUCUUGUCGAAUUCUUCAUCUGUUUUGGGAAGUAAUCCCUUCCCCUACCAUCACAAAGUUAGUUACUAAAAUUUUCGAUGAUAUGUCACGUGAUACAAGUCAUGAGGUGAGGCUUUCCACACUGAAUGGCACUAUGUAUUUGUUUGGCAACCCCCUUUGUCAUCAGUUUCUCAAUGUGCUUCUACCCAGAUUGGGCCAUUUGAUGAUGGACAAUGUCCUAUCAGUAAGAGUUGCCAUGGCCGAUCUCCUCCUUCUCAUAAGGGAUAUUCAAAAUUUCCAGUUCCAUAAGGUCGUGAAGUUAGAUGUACUAUUAUCGACCCUUGAAAAUGAUCAACCUCAAGUUGCUCAGAAAAUUACAAGGUUGCUUAUGCCAUCAUACUUUCCCUCGAAAGAAACUGUUCAAACAGCCUGCAAUCGUUGUACUACACUUGUAAAAAGGUCUCCAAUGGCUGGAGCAAGGUUUUGUGAAUUUGCUGCGUCCCAAGGGGCAUCUCUUAAGUCUCUGAUGGAACUUGUUAGGGUAAUGAUUACUUUGGUCUUGCCACCUAAUUAUCUGGAUGAACAACAAGUUGAGGGUGUACUUCGUUCUUCUUCCAACCUUUGCAACACUCUAGUUAGUCAGCCAGUUUUCAAGAAGGCACUUAAAGAAUUCUUGGAUGGUGAAAAGUUGAAGUGCUUAAUUGCUGCCGCACCUACCAGGCCUGCUCAGUCUUGUGUAUUCAACAUUGUAUCAACUGUCUCUCCUGAUGAUGUGGCUGGACUUCUUGAUGAAUGUAUGCACCUGGUUACUGAUUGUAGUGGUUUAUCCAAAAAUGUGGAGAAGCAAGCCGAAGUGAGGUCAGCUCACAAUAUGUUGCUGUCUUGUGAUGCUACUGAUGGUAUGCUGGAAGCUCUAACAGCACUUCUGCAGAAAUCAGCCUAUCGUUGCCAUAUUAAAUAUGGCAGUGAAAUUCCGAACUUGAGUGUUUUCUCUGCAAAAAGAAAGAAAUCUAAGUCCUCUGGCAAAAUGUCAGCUCAACGGAAAAAUGUUGGUGGAAAAAAAGUCACCAGCUUUGAGGAGGAUUAUUCAGUUGCGGCAGGAAUAGCCUGGCAAAUCAGGGACUUGCUUGUAUCUGUCAAUACGCGGAAGGCUGUAUUGGGAUCUCAAACUCUAGAAUCCUUACUUAUAUGUCUAAAGGUCAUUUCCGAAGUCAGCAUUCUGCAGUGUAUGCAUUAUGAAUGUAUGGACACAUUUCCUGUUUCAGCAUAUACAACUCUUGCGCUGCAUAUGUCCCUUCAAAAUGUCUCUUCCAAUAAGAAUGAUAGGACUGAUUUAUCAGGGUCUACUUUGCAGCAGAUCGAGUUGGAACAGGCAUUGGAUCAUGUGCUUAAUUGUACAGAGAAGCUAUGUGGAGUAGGCGAUUCUGGACAGUCUAGCAGAGUUCAUUCAGAAUCUAAGCAUACUAGUGAUAAGUCUGUGAGUCGUCGUGAAAAAAGGCACAGAGAACCUCAAACACAUGCCUCCAUUCCAAGUGAUAGUGGAAAUGUAUAUACUGAACCAAAGAAGUUGGUUAACAAGGUGAAGAUGCUUACUGCAGUUCAAAGGUUCAUGGUUGAUGCUGCUACAAUAGGUUUUGCCCCUCAAUCUCAGGGAAGAUGCUUAAGAUCCACAUCAGGUUAUAUACGAUGUGUCAAAUCUACUUUGGAGCAACAACCUAGUGAGCAAAUUGAUUUUGAGGAGGAAGAUUUGAAGGAUGUAAUUGUCUGUUUGAAAAGCUCCUUCACCUAUGCAGCAAAAUUACUCGCUCUAGCUCUUAAAGAUGCUACUGAAGCUUCACCACCUCCAGCAGAAGCUUCCGAUCUUGCCAACGAUAUGCUUGAUUUAAUCAUCUCGAUUGAAUUAUACUUGGGCUCAACCUAUGCUGGACAUAUGGUGGCAGCAGUGAAGCCUUGGGUUCCUGACUUGAUUUUGGCAUUAGGAUCUGGGCACAUUAUGAAACAGAUUAUGGGAGAAGAGACACAAACGAGUCCAGCUGAUCGCAUCAGAGUCCACUUCCCGUCAUGGCUCUUAAUUUUAGCCAAGACUGAGCUCUCUGAAGCUAGUGAAGUCCAGCCAGAAGAUGAAGGAGAUUCUGAAACUGAAGAGUUUCCUGCCUUGAAGAAAAUUCUCACAAUGAUUUUCACAUUGUUGAAAGCAAAUGUCAGCAUGCAGGGUGUGUUUGGGGCGAUCUUCAUGAUUGGUGCUGUAGUGGGGCUCGAGAAGAAAAAUUUUGGGUUGGUUUUAGGACUUCUACGGUUUGUAUGCCUGAAGGUAUUCAAGCAUGAUGACACAGAAUGGGGUGAUUUGAUGCUGGCAUUUCUACAAGAUAUUUACCCUCAGAUUGAGAGAGAAAUUGAAGAAGAUUGUGAUGAAGAUGGAAGGGAAAAACUGGAAAAGGCCAAGAGCUUGCUGGAACCUAUUUGGUUGUAUCAUCUGCAUGAAACUGGAAGGGUCUCUGUGAUGGAUGAUUAUUAGUUGGAAAAUAUGAGCCUCACAUGUAGACAAAGAGACUAGUAGGUGAAUAUGAUAUCCCUCUGCAUUCCUAGCUUUUUAUAGAUAUUUUUCUUUGGGAUAAAGCUUUUUAUGUAUAUGGUAUGGAUAAAAACAAAUCUCUGACCAAAUUCAAAUUUAAGAUUUGUUGCCCUUC
This is a messenger RNA of Fragaria vesca subsp. vesca, 3904 nucleotides long. RefSeq lists its product as uncharacterized. The record is from RefSeq and is a predicted model, not a curated record. Gene Ontology annotation, biological process: mitotic sister chromatid segregation. Gene Ontology annotation, cellular component: nucleus; condensin complex. The transcript has 5 exons. The coding region runs from base 1 to 3732 and encodes 1243 amino acids. Lineage: Eukaryota; Viridiplantae; Streptophyta; Magnoliopsida; Rosales; Rosaceae.